Pseudomassariella vexata is the source of this 1644-nucleotide messenger RNA. RefSeq lists its product as uncharacterized. NCBI's taxonomy places the organism in Eukaryota, Fungi, Ascomycota, Sordariomycetes, Amphisphaeriales, Pseudomassariaceae. Bases 1 to 1644 code for a protein of 547 amino acids. The transcript is spliced from 4 exons. The record is from RefSeq and is a predicted model, not a curated record.
AUGGCGGAUGGGUGUUAUGCAUACCUCAAUGAGCAAUUCGGCGCAGAAAUCGACCAGAAGAUGCCCGAAAUUUCGAAGCGCCUCCACGAGCAAAGACGUGCGGUAUGGAAUAGGAAUUCCACGCGAAUUCAGCUGGACUCUAGGUCGCUAUCCAGCCUCGAAACUCACGACGAUUUUAACAAUAUCUCGACUGAAGACGUCCUGACUGAUAGCUCGGACGAAUUUGCCCUGACGGUGAAGCCUCAUCUGUUAAAACGGAAGAAAGUGUCAGUCUCAUUUGAAAACGUCGAUGAUCCCACUGACAAGAGAGAACUGAGCUGUGAGCAUGGAACCAGGUCCAGGGACCUAUUACGAAGUGAUCUUGCGGUUGAUAGAAUUAAGCUCCAGCCAGAGCGGGGUGGGACAUGUCUGAAGCCAUCUGUAAUGACGGCCUGGGGAUGGCCACGAAGAGCUGAUGAGCGCUCUAAUUCGAGAAGCCGUUCAAGAAGUAGGCCAAGAAGUCGAUCAAGAAAUCGCAGAACCAGUUCAGAUUCUCGUGCUCUUUCCGAGAUCAGCACGCGUGGCCGAAGCAUAUCGAUCGAACGUACCAGGGGAAGGCCCUUCUCUGUGACUCCUGCCAACGUUGAUGCUGCGUCGCACGUAGGGUACCAACCCCAAGUACACGAGGAAAUACAAAAAGAAGCAAGGUCAACCAAAGUAGUACCUCUGCCAUCGAAGCCUGAAACGGCUGCAGAGGUCGUGCAGGGGAUGAUGAAGAAACUUUCAAACGAUAGCAGUUCUUCCAUGGAGGGGAUAAUUGACGACACGAGUCCGAUUAUUGAAGACCCCUCAUCCUUUCCUGAGGUUCCGGCCAUUGAUCAGAAAUGCCGCGCUUUCUCACCGUCAGAUGAGCUUCGACAAGAUGACCCCGGGAUAGACUACCGUCGCAAAGGAGUGCCCCAUCAAUCUCUCCCUCAAGUCAGCGCAGAGCAGAAAGGGGAAAACUCUUCAUGGUACCAAGAUGAGGCGAAAAAUACAAGCAGCCCACCGUCAAAAUUGGAUACAACAUCAGCUGGCCCCAGGAAACCGGGAAGAGAGCAGUUGCGAAGUAGCUCCAUAGGUUCUACAGGCAGUGAUGAAAAAGUCUCAAAGGUAGUCACGAAGCCGGACAUCGACCAUCGUCGGUCUAGAAGGGAGGUCGCCAAGGAUGAAAACGGCCAAACAUUAGAUUUAAACAGAAGAGAGGGAUCAAGGGAGGAACGGAUCACGGCUGCCGAAGAGGACAAGAACGUGGUCCAAGAUGUAUCUUCUCGGACUCGCGGAGCUGCUAGUGUAGAGGACUGGGCUGAACUGGAGACAAAGCGCGACGGUGGAUUUAAUGAACGUGAUACGUUCUUGAUGACGCCUAAGAAUAAGAUGGAAAAAGAACCGGUUUCACCAAGUGGAUUCGCUGAAGAUACUGAUCGAGACAAAGAGGCGGAAGGCGAUACGCCGAGAUUUGCUAACCAAAAGGAAAAAAGCCAGGAGAAGAAUCAGAUCGUCAUACAUCGGAACGUGACAGGAUCAUCUGGGCACUCUAUAAUAAUAGUCUAUGUAGGGCGUUUUCUUAUCGGGAGUAAUAGUUUUUAUAUCGUUACUGUAGGCCCAGCUAUCCUAUUUAGGUAA